AUGAUAGCACUUGAUUCAACUGCGGAGUCGCUGCAGCGGGACCCACAGUAUCUCCUGCGGUUGUAUCACAAGGUUAUACAAUGUAUUGUAAAAUGUGAUCCCUCUUCAUUUGUUCGAACUCUCUCGCCGGGAUUUGUGCAGAUAGAUUCGAAGUAUCGUGUGCGUAGUCGUGUAAAGCCUACAGAACUAUGGCUUUUAAAGGGAAUUUUACGACAAAUAAUUCCCGCCAAUAUUGUGAGUGACAGGGAACUUUUAAUACUUCUUACUUUACUUCCACUUGAGGAAUACAAAGAUUCCAAGAUGGUCGGUGAAUCUACUGAUAUUUGUGUAAGCCCAGUAACACUUUUACAUUGUCUUCGAAAUUUAUGUCCUAUGCGAGUUUCUUUGUUGCGUGAAAUACUCCGCACUAUAGAAAGAAUAACGCCACGACCCCAUCCAUCUGAUUCUGUUUAUGGUAAAACAUUGUUAGCAAAAUUAAGGGAAGAAAAAAAUACAGCAUGUGUCUUUGAAACUGCUCCCCUAAUAGAUUAUCUUACAGAGACAUUCGAUCUUACCAUUUCUGAAUCACUCUUUUUGAUCGAAUAUUGCUCUACUGGUAGUGGUCCUACAUGUGAUACAAUUCUUCUUGAUGGAGCAUACCUUUGUGUGCUUUUGUAUCAACAUCCAUUGCCUGUUGAUGUACACUUUCCACUUUUAAUGUCUGUAUUCACUGAAGCUGUUGGUGAUCCGAUUGGGGAUACGCAUUCUGGUACACUUGCACUCCUUGAACAAUUGCAUCAUGUACAAUUAGAAUCUUGUAGCGAUAUAAUUUCUCGAGAUAAAUUUGAUAUUUCUAUCGAUAUUGGAGAAGAGUUAGCUAAUAGCUGUCUAACAGCUAGAGUUUUUGAAGAUUUUUGCAAGGGUCUACGUGUUGGUUUAUUAACUGAUGAAGUUCGUCAACUUUUUCAGUACUUGCGAUUAGAAGGUCCACGUGAGGUGGUUUCUGUUAAAAUUCUUCUGAGAGAAUUUGUGCGUCAUUUUUCUCCAGCAGGUGAAUCUUUAUUCGGUAUAGUGGAAGAGGCGACAAGGCGUUACAUUGUAAAAUCGGGAGGUAUAUUGGCACUCCCACGUUUGCAUCUUUCCUUACCUGAUGGUUUUCUUCCGAUUACAACCUUUAUUUCAUCAUUGCGUGAAGCCGGUGUGCCAGAUUUGGUAAGUGAUGUAGAGUUGGAGUGGCUGAGAUUUAAGGCUAGAGAUCGAUUUCACCUUAUAAUCCUUCUAUGUGGUAGGUUUCCUGGGAAUCGGGAGGCAUUAGUUAGACAACUUUUUGAUCAGAUAAAGAACCUUGAAAAUACAACAACAAAAUCAGAGGGUGUUAAUGUUGAACAUGUUCUCUCUCAGUUCCACCCAGAGAAUGCUAAAGAUGCCCUUGUUGUUAGUGGAGAAGAAUGGCGACAUGUGAUGUCGUGUUGUUUUUCUGAUGGUACAAGCAAUAUUUUAACCUUUGACCGCUUUCUCUACUUUUGGGCGGCGGUUUCAGCGGCGUGUAGUGAUGACUCUGUCUUUACUAUGAUCUUGUGGCGUUGCUUCAACAUGCACGCAAAGCGCUGA
Molecule: messenger RNA, 1590 nt
Organism: Trypanosoma theileri
Lineage: Eukaryota; Euglenozoa; Kinetoplastea; Trypanosomatida; Trypanosomatidae
Product: putative vesicle-fusing ATPase
Exons: 1
Coding region: 1-1590 (529 amino acids)
Source: RefSeq, a predicted model, not a curated record